CUGAAGCCCCGUCCUUACCUCCACUCAGAGGAGCUCAGGCAGUAGCAUCGUUAGUGUGGUCAGAUGCGGAGAAGAUAACGAAGCCAGACGCACCCACUCAUUUUUGCAACUACAGUAAUUAUCCUCUUUUUAUAUAUUUAUGCUGCGCAAAAUAAGAAUAAUACCAAUAAUUUGUGUAUAAAAAGGAAAUUCAAUCUGUAUCGAAAACAGGAACACACUAUCCUAUGGAGGUAUCAAUACAUUUAUAUCAAUUACUUCUUUGUCGGUCUCUUGCUUAGAUAUUUUAUUUUCACACGUAAAGGAGCUGUUAUCGGUUUAUCAUGAGGGAACAUUAACGGGAUACAGGCCGGUGUGAGACCGAGGUAGAAUUUGGAAAAGGAAAAUAUCUAAUGCAAAAGCCUUAGGCGUGGACUUAAAAAUCCUUCUAUCUGAGUUUAAAUCGGCUUGGCAAAGAAGUAUUUCAGAUCUAUGUUUUUAUUUAAGUGGUGUCCUUUGCUUUUCGCUGCGUGACACCUUGAUUGUGCAGACACAGACAAUCCGUCUCCGCUCGGAUCAUUUUAGGACGCGGCAUAGAGUAAACUGCUAUAUUUCUUAAGGGAAUCGCGUUCAUUUUCCCUCUACCUGGCUUUUUCUCUAGCUGCACGAAGACGCAACAUAGCUGCCAGAGUAUUUAACUAAUCGGCAAGACAAUCACAGUUUCUCUAUUUUUGCGCUGUACCUCUUAACGCCGAAAUGAAUUAUCUGCGUCGCCGACUCUCGGACAGCAAUUUUAUGUCCAACCUGCCAAAUGGUUAUAUGAGUGACCUGCAGCGCCCGGACCCGCCUCAGCAUAGCCCCGCGGUGUCCCCCGGACCAGCCGAAAGGCGCCAGUCUAGCAGCCAGUCCGCCGGUACCGGCUUCUUCUCCUCGAUUUCAAAUGCUGUCAAACAGACCACUGCGGCCGCCGCCGCGACAUUCAACGAAGCGACCGACAGAGCCACCGGUCCAGCGCGAUCCAAGAUCCUCUUGGUUAUCGAUGACCAACAGACAGACUGGGCCAAGGUUUUCAAAGGAAAGAAGGUGCAUGGUGAAUUUGACAUCAAAGUGGAACAGGCCGAAUUCUCAGAAAUUAACCUGGUAGCUCACGCAACUGGAAGCUACAGUGUGGAUAUUGAGGCAAUUCGAAAUGGCAACAAGGUCACCAAGUGUUUCAGGCCAGACUUUGUGCUGGUCCGACAGCACGCCUUCAGCAUGGCGAAGAACGGAGACUUCCGGAACAUUGUGAUCGGACUGCAGUAUGCCGGUCUUCCCAGCGUCAACUCUCUGCACUCUGUGUACAACUUCUGCGACAAGCCAUGGGUGUUUGCUCAGAUGUCCAGAUUGUUCAAGCAAUUGGGGCCAGAGGAGUUCCCACUGAUCGAGCAGAUCUACUACCCCAACCACAGGGAGAUGAUCACCACACCUGGGUUUCCUGUGGUAGUAAAAAUGGGUCACGCCCAUUCUGGGAUGGGAAAGGUGAAAGUGGACAAUCAGUAUGACUUCCAGGACAUUGCCAGUGUGGUGGCCCUGACCAAGACCUACGCCACAUCUGAACCUUUUAUCGAUGCCAAGUACGAUGUCCGCAUCCAGAAGAUCGGAAACAACUACAAAGCCUACAUGAGGACAUCAAUUUCAGGAAACUGGAAAACAAACACUGGCUCUGCCAUGCUUGAGCAGGUGGCCAUGUCUGACAGGUACCGGCUGUGGGUUGACCGCUGCUCAGAGGUCUUCGGGGGUCUGGAUAUGUGUGCUGUGGAGGCUCUCCAUGGAAAAGAUGGCAGGGAUUACAUCAUUGAGGUGGUGGGCUGCUCUAUGCCGCUGAUUGGAGAUCAGCAGGACGAGGAUCGUGCCCUAAUUGCUGAUUUGGUCGUCUCUAAAAUGAACCAGACUGUCCCGGCUACCUCCGUUCCCUCCCCCCUCCGCCCCACAGCAGGACAGCCGUCACAGCCCCCAGCACCGCAAGCUGUAUCUCCCCAGCCUAUUCACGCACAGCAGAGGGUACCCGGGGCUGCUCCUGGCUCUCAACAGCGCCCCCCUCCACAAGGAGGCCCUCAGCAGCCCCCUGCCGGCGCCCAAGUCCCCCGCCAGAGCCCCCCCUCUCAGCAGCGCCUCCCCCCACAAGGCCAGCCGGUUCAGGGCCUGAGCCAGCCGCCCCCCCAGGGUCAGGCUAACCUGCCCAGCCCGAGGUCCCAGCAUCCUCCAUCCCAGCAACAGCCUGCCCCGCAACAGCAGCAGCAGCAGCAGCAGCAGCAGCAGCAGAGGCCGGUCAAUCCAGGAGGGGCCCCACAGCAGCGCCCCCCUGGCCAGGGCGCCCCAUCCCAGCGGGGCCAGGGCAGCUCCCCGCAGAUGCAGAGGCAGCAGCCGUCACCCGGGCAACCACAGCAGCAGCGGUCCCCCCCGGUGGGGCCGGCCCAGAGGCCCGCGGCGGGCCAGCAGCAGCAGAGACCGGCCCAGCAGCGUCAGGGGCAGCCCUCCAGACAGCCCGCACAGGGGGCGCCGCCCCCACAUCAGCAGCAGAGACCCCCCUCCCAGCAGGGGCGCCCCAUGGCCCCCACCACCCAGCAGCCCCGGCCUUCUGCCCAAGGACAGGGGGCGCAGCCUGGGAUGGGGGCACCGGGAGGCGGGCGCCCGCCCCUGCAGCAGAAGCCUCAGCCCCCCCAGAAACCCAGCCAGGACCUCCCUGGGUCAGGAGCCCCACCCCACCUGAACAAAUCCCAGUCUCUUACCAAUGCCUUCAACAUUCCAGAAACUACGGCAGCUCCCCGUUCCAGCCUUAGCCAGGACGAGGUGAAGGCAGAAACCAUCAGAAACCUGCGCAAGUCCUUCGCCAGCCUGUUCUCUGACUGAGACAUGGUUUAGUCCACAGGACACGCAGGCCAAAAGGCAAAACCUCCCUCUCACACACCCCCCCCCCCCCCCCCUAUGCA
Molecule: messenger RNA, 2945 nt
Organism: Megalops cyprinoides (Indo-Pacific tarpon)
Lineage: Eukaryota; Metazoa; Chordata; Actinopteri; Elopiformes; Megalopidae
Gene: syn1
Product: synapsin I
Exons: 13
Coding region: 733-2865 (710 amino acids)
Biological process (GO): neurotransmitter secretion
Cellular component (GO): synaptic vesicle membrane; synaptic vesicle
Molecular function (GO): ATP binding
Source: RefSeq, a predicted model, not a curated record